GGCACUGCAUGCUGGGAGUGAAGCACUUCCGCUUCCGCCAGCCACGAGCAUCAUGAUGAAGAUGGAGUCGCGGUGCAGCUGCAGCAGCAGGAGCGGACAGCGAAUGGGGGCGAUCGUGAGAUGCCUCCUCUUCGCCGCCUCCGUGGCGCUCGCCUCGGGGGAGCUGUGUGCGGACCCCGCGGUGGUCUCGUCCUCGUACAGCACGAGCGACGGCGUGCUGGCCACGGACACCGUGUUCAUCGUCGAGGUCUCGCUGUACUGCGGCAGCGAGGCCCAGAACGUGGCGCUGUACGCCGACGUGGACGGGAAGCAGUUCCCCGUCACCAAGGGCCAGGACGUGGGCCGCUACCAGGUGUCGUGGAGCGAGCCUCACCGCACGGCACGCAGCGGCACACACGCGGUGCGCUUCUACGACGAGGAGGCCUACAGCGCCCUGCGCAAGGCGCAGAGGAACAAGGAGGAUGUGUCUGACAUCAGCCCGCUCUUCGUCGUAGCAGUGGAACACAGGGGCGUGUGGGGCGGGCCGCUCGUGGCCACGGAGGUGGUGGCGGCGCUGGUCGGCGUCGGCCUCUACGCGUUUGCCUACCGGGCCAAGGGCCUCAUCCAGAGCUAGCGCUCGCCUCGCUCACCGGCACCAGUUCGCCUCGCCACUCGCACCGCACGCGCACACACGGUCACACCACACCCACCCACCCACCCACGCGCCCGCCGUCCGUCCGUCCCUCGUGUGAACUCGGAGAUGUUUGAAUAAAACCAGCGGUGGCCAAA
Messenger RNA from Lethenteron reissneri (Far Eastern brook lamprey), 768 nucleotides. RefSeq names its product translocon-associated protein subunit delta-like. The record is from RefSeq and is a predicted model, not a curated record. Gene Ontology annotation, cellular component: endomembrane system; endoplasmic reticulum; membrane. NCBI's taxonomy places the organism in Eukaryota, Metazoa, Chordata, Hyperoartia, Petromyzontiformes, Petromyzontidae.